AUGAGAAAAGUGAAAGUAUUAACUAUUAAGUAUGGUACCAAACUGAGCAAGAACUGGACGGUUACAGUACAGUUCUGUAAGAUGGAAGGCCAUAUAGCUGCUGAUCUCUAUGGAGAGGCCCUACAGCAAUCAAGUAUUCAAUCUUGUCCAACAUCAGCUGCUGAUUAUGCAUUAAAUGAUGCACAAGAUAAUGGUUCUGAUGACUGGUGCAACGAGGACGGAGAUUCUUGUGAAUGGGAGUCAGAGAGAAUACGCAACCAAUUUGUCACAGUUGGAUACCGUGAAGGUCUCAUGGCAGGACAGGAAGCUUCAGCGCAGGAUGGCUUCAAUAUUGGCUUUAAACAAUCGGUAUCAGCUGGAUACAAUUUGGGUAUUGUCAGAGGAGUCACUGGUGCUCUGAAUUGCCUCCCCGAUGAUUUGAAGGAAAGAUUAGCCGAAACAGCACAAAAGAGAAACAAGUUGAAGCAGUUACAUAAAUCUGUGCAUUCUCUUUCGACAUCAGACGCACUGAAGCUGUUCCAUAAAGAGCAGACGAGAACUUCAUCAGUACACAAAGAGAAUCCGAAACCCGACUGCACCCAAAUUUCAGAUGAAGGCGUUCUCGAAAAUUAUUAUAAAGAGCUUCAAUCAAUAAUUAAAGACACUCCUGCAAUUGAAGCGUGCUUAGAUAUGAUGAAGCAGUGA
Messenger RNA from Fraxinus pennsylvanica, 684 nucleotides. The record is from the annotation of a GenBank genome assembly. Lineage: Eukaryota; Viridiplantae; Streptophyta; Magnoliopsida; Lamiales; Oleaceae.